Messenger RNA from Phytophthora sojae, 240 nucleotides. RefSeq lists its product as hypothetical. Lineage: Eukaryota; Oomycota; Peronosporomycetes; Peronosporales; Peronosporaceae. The transcript has a single exon. Gene Ontology annotation, molecular function: DNA binding. The annotation marks the transcript as partial. The record is from RefSeq and is a predicted model, not a curated record. Gene Ontology annotation, biological process: DNA recombination; DNA integration.
GUCUCCAAGAUCAUCAAGCACGCAGCAGCAUCAAAUGGCUUCGAACCGAAUCGCUACUCAACACACUCCGUUCGCAUCGGAGGGGCUACGGCAUUACUUAACGCUGGCGCUGAUCGCCUCAUCAUCAAGCUCAUGGGGCGUUGGCUAUCCAAUGCCUUUGAAGACUACCCGGUGUUAUCGGCGAAUGGCACAGUGGAUCUCGCUCGGCAAAUGUGCGAGUACCCGCCAUGCAGCCGGUAA